Messenger RNA from Arthroderma uncinatum, 2742 nucleotides. Its product is annotated as GTP-binding protein 2. Gene Ontology annotation, molecular function: GTP binding; translation elongation factor activity; GTPase activity. Gene Ontology annotation, biological process: translational elongation. The transcript has a single exon. The record is from RefSeq and is a predicted model, not a curated record. The coding region runs from base 1 to 2742 and encodes 913 amino acids. NCBI's taxonomy places the organism in Eukaryota, Fungi, Ascomycota, Eurotiomycetes, Onygenales, Arthrodermataceae.
AUGGCGUCGGUGUUUACAUUCGACCCUGACCUUCCCCGGGUUUCGUCACCAUGGUCAAGCUCGGGGACGACAACGCCCCGCCACCAAAAGGGCCAGGGUAGCUCAACUCGCGGGCCAAGCCCAGUUGAUACAAGUGACCCGGGCUUUCUUGAGGCGUGUGGGAUCAAGAAACUGGAUCCUGAGCCUCAAGAUGGACCUACCGAGUAUAAAUUGCACUUACUUCUUCGCCCUAGGCGCCCUUUUGUGUCCUUGACUUCAGGGAACCUAGUGUCCGGAUCACAUCAUUCAAAGCUCCAUAGCACCAGCAAUGUAGAGCCUGAUGCUUCAGAGACUCCAGAGACAGCCUCAAGGCCUGCCCAAUCGUCGUCAAGCUCACCAAGGCAGGCUCGACUAUGCCAGCUUACCACCCAACUUCUCUGGAGACUACAGCAGUCGUCCCCUUUCCAUUCAUCUUCGACCGCGAAUUUGGUACUGCCUGUUCUUCCAGAGGCCACCGAGACGCUAGAUGUCCCAAAAACGCUCUCUCCACUACUCUCGGGCCUGGAAGAAAGUCAGGGAGCAUUGUAUGAAAUUGGCGUCACUGAUGACGGCACUUUUGCAGGAUUGGCCGAGGAUGAAUUGGAUGAGAGUCUUGUGAAUCUCCAGGCAAUGGCUGCCAGUCUCGGGUGUAGAGUCGAAGUCCUUCGCCGUGUUGCGGUGGGGUAUUGUGAAUGGGCGGAGAAGGAUGGAUCUACCCGAUCUGAGAAGCUUUGGGUUGCAGAGGCGCUAGUGCGUCCUGAUCUCAAGCAAUGUCGUUCGCAAGCAUUGGCGGGUGGUGGUCCGACCGAUCGCUGGAAAGAAAAUGAGCACGCAGGCAAAUUUUCAAUGGCAGAGCGACCUCUGCUCACGGAACAGCUCAAUGUUGCCAUCGCAGGAGCAUCAGGAGCGGGAAAAUCUUCUCUCCUUGGAAUUUUGUCUACCUCCGCGUUCGAUAAUGGACGUGGUAAAAGCAGACUUAGCCUUCUCAGGCACCGACACGAAAUCGUGUCUGGUGUUACCAGCUCCAUUGCCCAAGAACUGAUUGGAUACUCGUCAAACGAGAAUAAAACUUCGAACAACUCUACAGAUGUAAUCAAUUAUGCAUCUGGGAACGUCACCUCCUGGGACGACAUCCAUGUCUCUGCUGGUACCGAUGGACGGGUUAUCUUUCUAUCCGAUCUCCCAGGGUCGCUGAGAUACGUUAAAUCAACGCUUAGAGGGCUAAUAAGUCUCGGACCACAUUACGUUCUUCUUUGCGUGCCGGCAAACAACGAGGACCCAGCAAGCGCCAUACCACCUGAAGUUAGCAUGUCACUGGCCUACCUCGAACUAUGCGUCAAGCUAGAAAUCCCUGUCGUCGUGGUAGUCACCAAACUUGAUGCCGCGACAAGACCUAGUAUUAGACAGACGCUGACACAGGUUCUAUCUGCGAUCAAGUCAACCGGGCGUAAACCUGUGAUGCUUCCUGUCCCUGGAGAGGUGAAUGAGCAAGACAUGGACCUUCACAAUAUCUCACCCACCGAUCGACGGGAUGCCAACGCUGCCAUUCCCUCAAUGGGCCGCGAUUGUCUAGACAGUAUCCCCAUAAUCAUCACCAGCGCCGUUACAGGGGCAGGAAUUGGGAAACUCCAUGCUCUACUUCAAUCACUCCCCUUGCCUCCUUCAGAACCGAGCACACAGCUCAUCGAAAGGUCUAAAGAUGACAACCAGGAUCACCCAAUAUCCCUCUUCGAUAUCAGUGAAGUCUUCGAAAUGCCCCUUUUCAAAGUGUAUUCCCUUUCAAACGAAAAUAAGCGCCAAAACGAUCGAGGUAUAGUUCUCUGUGGCCGUGUUCGUCGCGGUACCAUCGCUAUCGGCGACCGUCUUGUCGUCGGCCCAAUAAUUCCAGAACCUCGUUCUCACGAGCCAGCCAACACUCCUCCCCGGGCUAAGGCAACAUAUAGCAAGUCUCUUCCAGAUUCACUGCCUUCUACACGCUUUAGAAAAUUCACGGGCGACAGCCUGGAUGCGCAGUCACAAACACAUGCAGUUUGGAAACAAGUUCGUGUCGUCAGUGUGCGGAACCUCCGACUCCCUGUCAAAGCCCUUUUCGAGCAUCAGAUAGGCACUAUUGGGGUGGAUUUUGUCGAUUCUUCAUCACCCUCGGCAUCUCUGGGGCGAAUGCGCAAGGGCAUGGUGCUCGCGGACUUUAAUCGUGGAUACUCAUCCAAUUCGCUACUUUCUUCGCGCCCACUCUCUACCUCCGCUCCGUUCUUUCACGCUGGGUUCAUUGCUAGGUUCCCUGCCUCGGAUUUCACGACCUCGUCUCCCAUACUGGUCUCCGGGGGUACUGCAAUGGUAUAUAUUGAAAGUAUUCGGGCCGCCGCUCGAAUAAUCCUGAUUGAACAUGCUAAAUCGCACGUCGCUCCAUCCUGUGGUAUGGAGCCGGAGAUAUUCAUGCUUGAUUCUGCAGAGCAUAGCCGUGCUGAUCACGGACAUUCUCCCGCCGCCGAUGAUGACCACGAAGUGGAAGAAGUGAAUGUGACAUUUUCUCUUACUGCGUCUGUGGAGUGGGUUGAAGUAGGAUCACUUAUCCUCGCUGUCCCAGGAACAGGUAUGGGUGUACCGGCCACGCCUCCGCCUUCCUCGUCGUGUCUCCCAUCAGUUGCUCGAGGUUCAGGCUCCACGAGCUCGUCAGGCUUGAAGGGUGUUGUUGGCAGAGUCUAUGAAGUUCUGCAUGCAUAA